CGUCGAUUUUCUCAGGCUGGCAUUGAUCCUGCAGAAGCCGAUUUGACGACGGGGGUACGGCGUCAAUUACGAUCUAACUCGAGUUCCUCAGUAAUCAACCUGGCCGAGGCUCUUCUUGGAAUGUCUUUUAGCAUCACAGCUUCAUGCCCGAGGGCGACUGCUCGUCAGUUCCUCGUGGCCUCAAGAGCCUUUUCCACUUCGGCUCAUGCUCUCGAACAAGUUCCUCCCGAGUCUCCCUCAUAUAUCCGCUUGCCUACACCACCCCAGUCCGAAGAGAAAAAGCUCCCCCGGGUCAGAGGCCACCUCCCCGUACCUCGAGAGAUCUUCCCUCGUAUGGAGGGUGACCGCAAGAUUCGAGCCGAUUAUAUCAAGCAAACCGUUCCUAAGCCGGCCCACAAACAAAAACCCAAGAACGAGACGCAAGAAUGGAAGCAAGCAAUGGCCAACUCCCGUCGGCAGAACCUGGAAACUGGUUUGAAGGAACUUUGGGUACGAAGGAACCGUCGUGACGCUGCUCAGAACGAGCGCGUGAGCCACAAGUUUCUCGAGAACCACCGGGCUGUUAAAGCCCCAGAGCGAGAGGACGAUCGCCUUACCCGAAGCACAGUGCUGAAGGCAGUUUUGGACACCAAGACAUACCCUGACCCUGGACGCUUCGCUCGUGCCAAAGAAAGCCGCGUCAAAGUCAAGGCUAUUGAGGAAGCUAAGCGCGAGGCUCGCCGCGAUGCGUUGAUGGAGCUCUACAUCAAUGCCUCCAACUUUAUUGUCAACGAGAGUGAGCUCAAGGAAGAGAUUGAGACCAUAUUUGCCGAAGACUUCUUCCACAAGCAAGGCUUCGACAUCGGCCGAUAUGGUUCAGCCCAGAACACAUGGGACGUCUGGGGCAAGCCAACAUCGAUUGGCAACAUGUUGGAAACCACAACAGGAGUAUCAACCAAGAUUAUGGACUUUUACGAAACCGAGUACGACCGCUCCGUCAAGCGACAGAAGAGAAUUGCGGAGGAGUUCACUGGUGGAAAGAUGGAAUAGAUCAUGCCUUUGAGCUUGUAAAAAUAACUUGUACUCAUGUAUCACUGUAACUAUGACAAAUAUCACGUCUUCGAGCGGCCUACCACGGACUCAUAUGUGCGUCCAAAAUGUCCUUCAAAAUGCGAUUCUACAUAUAUUGUGAGACUUGGUACAAUAACCCAUGAAAGAACAAGAACGAGCCCCCAUUCAACCAAA
Molecule: messenger RNA, 1224 nt
Organism: Fusarium verticillioides 7600
Lineage: Eukaryota; Fungi; Ascomycota; Sordariomycetes; Hypocreales; Nectriaceae
Exons: 1
Coding region: 121-1029 (302 amino acids)
Source: RefSeq, a predicted model, not a curated record